Molecule: messenger RNA, 852 nt
Organism: Entamoeba invadens IP1
Lineage: Eukaryota; Evosea; Mastigamoebida; Endamoebidae
Exons: 1
Coding region: 1-852 (283 amino acids)
Biological process (GO): transmembrane transport
Cellular component (GO): membrane
Molecular function (GO): channel activity
Source: RefSeq, a predicted model, not a curated record
AUGGACUCACUGAUGGCGAAGAUCAACGAAUCUCCACUGAAACAGAGAUGGACGAGCAUUUGUAAGAACAAAUUAUUGCGGUUUGCGGUUGGUGAGUUGUUUGGGUCUUAUAUUCUUUUAAUGGGGACACAAGCGUCUGGCUUUGGGAAAUAUGGGAUUGUGGCCGGUGGUCUCUCCUGUUUCUUCACGCUUUCAGUCUUAAUAGAAAUACUUGCGCCGGUCUCUAAUGCGCAGUUGAACCCUGCCAUCACCCCACUCUUCUAUUUAUUUAGAGGACAAACGUUAUACCAAUCGUUAGUGUCUAUUGCUGCACAAUUUAUAGGUGGGUUUAUGGGAGUGUUGACACUCAAUGGAUUCUAUACUGACAAAUUGAUAGUCUUCUCUAACGUGGAACACUCGUUUAAAUUGGCAAUUUCGGAGUUCAUAGGAUCGACUCUAUUAGGCUUUGUAUUGAUGAUAGCAACACAUCGGAAGAAACAUAUCCCUUUCUUAGUUGCAGGUAUUAUCACUGCAGGCGUGUUCAUCAUCCCAUCAUGUAUGAUAGUCAAUCCUAUGAUCACGGUCAUGAGAAUGUUCAUGAAUGUCACUUUCUCAAUUAAUCCGUUAAUGGUGCUCUAUGUGUGUAUCGCUGAAUUUCUUGGAUUUUUUGUUGGCGCCAUUUUAGCGGAGUUUGUUGUUGUGGAGGGCGAAAAGGAUUUGUACUCUAACAUCGAUGAAGAGACUCCAAAUACGGAAAAUAAGAUGAAACCAAUCGGUGAAUUGCCGGAUGAGCCAAUCGAGUUGCCUAAUAUUGAAAAGGCGGCUAUCAUCAAUGAUGAUACCAAGACUCAAGUUUCUAAUCAAAUUUCUUGA